GACCAAGGCCAUCCCUGUUGGGGAUCCCAUGUGUGAAGAAACACGCAUGGGUGCCCUCAUCAGUAAACCUCACAUGGAAAAAGUGCUGGGCUUCAUCAAGCAAGCAAGAGAACAGGGUGCAAAGGUUUUAUGUGGAGGAGAACAAUUUCUUCCCAAUGAUCCCAAACUGAAAGAUGGGUACUUUUUGUCCCCAUGUGUGCUGGAUAAUUGCAGGGAUGAUAUGACCUGUGUGAAGGAGGAGAUCUUUGGCCCUGUGAUGUCUGUUCUGCCUUUUGACACCGAGGAGGAAGUUCUUCAAAGAGCCAACAACACAACCUUUGGCUUGGCAUCUGGAGUCUUCACC
Molecule: messenger RNA, 343 nt
Organism: Sinocyclocheilus rhinocerous
Lineage: Eukaryota; Metazoa; Chordata; Actinopteri; Cypriniformes; Cyprinidae
Product: aldehyde dehydrogenase family 9 member A1-A-like
Exons: 3
Molecular function (GO): oxidoreductase activity, acting on the aldehyde or oxo group of donors, NAD or NADP as acceptor
Source: RefSeq, a predicted model, not a curated record